Molecule: messenger RNA, 336 nt
Organism: Scomber japonicus (chub mackerel)
Lineage: Eukaryota; Metazoa; Chordata; Actinopteri; Scombriformes; Scombridae
Gene: rprml
Product: reprimo-like
Exons: 1
Coding region: 1-336 (111 amino acids)
Source: RefSeq, a predicted model, not a curated record
AUGAACGUCUCUUUCUUCGACGUGACCCAGGGCGCAUUGUUUAACGGGAGUCAGACUCUAGCCGGGACUCUGGCAACGUACACCGGCAAUGGCACCGACAACGUGGUGACCGGUGACGGUGGCGGCUCUCUGGUGCUGCUGCAGGACGAGCGCAAACUCUUCGUCAUGCGUGUGGUGCAAAUCGCGGUGUUGUGUGUGUUGUCGCUCACCGUGGUGUUCGGUAUAUUUUUCCUCGGGUGCAACCUGAUGAUCAAGUCGGAGAGCAUGAUUAACUUCCUGGUGAAAGACCGGCGACCCUCCAAAGACGUGGAGACGGUCAUGAUCGGGCUCAGCUAA